UUCUGGCUUCUUGAAUAUUAGGUGACUGUGAAUAAUGUGGCAGUAGGUUUACCUUAUGAAAAAUAUAGCCUGAAGAUUCACAAGGCUGGUCUAAACUAUGUGGUACAACUAACUAGAUUGAAGAUUAAUGUAACAUACAGUGGCAUGGCUUUCACAAUCCGGAUGCCCUUUCAGAUUUUUGCCAACAAUACCCAGGGACAAUGUGGAAAAUGCAACAACGUUAUCGAAGAUGACUGUAUGUUAAGGAAUGGGACUGUUAUACCUUCUUGUGAAAUAAUGGCAGAUGAUUGGAUUAUUUCUGAUCCAGAAAAGCCACAUUGUCAGCAUAUGUCCCCAUCCCCACCUAUAAUUAAUCCUGACUGCAAACCAUCUGAGUUAUGUGAGCUUCUAAAAGGAAGUUUAUUUGAGAAAUGCCAUCCCAUUGUUGACGUUAAAAGCUACUAUGAUGCCUGCGUAUUUGAUAGCUGCAGAGCGCCCAACCAAUUCAUAGAAUGUGCAAGUCUUCAAAUUUAUGCAGCAACCUGCACAGAUCAGGGGGUUUGCAUUGACUGGAGAGGACAUACCAACAACGCAUGUCGUAAGUGUCUCCAUUUCCAAAAUUUGUCUGGAACUUAUCUGUAUCCCCUUCCCUGACUUGGAUUGUGAGCC
Molecule: messenger RNA, 648 nt
Organism: Thamnophis sirtalis
Lineage: Eukaryota; Metazoa; Chordata; Lepidosauria; Squamata; Natricidae
Source: RefSeq, a predicted model, not a curated record